AUGGGUCUCUUCCACCACCACCACGAAAACCCCCCUCACCACGGCGGCCCCCAGGGCGGUCCUCCUGGCCCUGGCGGCCCCGGCGGCCCCGGUGGUCCUCACGGCGGCCCUCACGGCGGUCCCGGAGGUCCUGGAGGCCCUGGCGGCCCUGGUGGCCCUGAACACUUCGGCGGCCCUCACGGCGGUCCUCACGGUGGUCCCGGUGGCCCUGGUGGCCCUCACGGUGGUCCUCACGGCGGCCCCGGUGGCCCUGGAGGUCCUGGAGGUCCUGGCCCCCACGGUCACGGUGGCCCUCAAGGCGGUCCUGGCGGACGCUGUACGACACACCUACCUCCGACUACCAUUGAACCGCGCUUCGCCAGGGGUUGAAGCUUGCUUGGAUUGUACAUACGUUGUUGGAUUUGGCUGUGGUUGAACAUGUCUUGCAUCAUAUACAUUUGCCAUGAUUGAAUGGCGCAAAUACCCAAUACAAUCAGAAAUCAUAAUUCGACGAAUUGCUUG
This is a messenger RNA of Aspergillus japonicus CBS 114.51, 501 nucleotides long. RefSeq lists its product as uncharacterized. The record is from RefSeq and is a predicted model, not a curated record. The annotation marks the transcript as partial. Lineage: Eukaryota; Fungi; Ascomycota; Eurotiomycetes; Eurotiales; Aspergillaceae. The transcript is spliced from 2 exons.